CAGCUGAUAUGGAGCAAAUUGUUGCACGCUUUUUUAAGAAACAAAUGUUUACAUCUUUUAUGCAUUAUUUUUCUUGUUUAUAAAUAUACGUAAAUUCGGGACACUAAAGUGCGGCACAAUGUCUAUAGAAUACGCAAAUCUUUGCUCUGUGAUCGUGAAGCAAGUUUUCGGUGAGACUGUCCAGGCCGUGGCUGAUUGUUUAUUCUGUGCGGUUUCACGCACGUUGCCGGCAAUUGCGAAAACAACAAAGCUGUCUCGCAAAGAGGUAUCCAUGGCUUUGGCGGUGCUCAUUAAAUAUCAAUUGGUAGUAUUUUUGCCCUGCGAAUCGAACACAUUUUUGGCUGAGUAUGCGCUAAAACGCGAAGAAAUUUUUUACAUAUUGCGCUAUCCAGGUUACGUACAAUUAAUACAUACUAAAUAUGGCACAGUUGGCGCUGCUAUAGCUGAGGAACUAUUACAUACCGGCCCCCAAACAGCUACCAAUAUAUUACUCAAAUGCAUUGCAAGCUCUGAAACGAAGGAAAAAAUAGAGUCCUAUCGCGACAACUUUUUGGCUAUGUUAAGCGAUAAUUACCUUAUUCGUUUGCCACAACUGGUACCGGGUGAGGAAGAUCCGGUGCCUAAAUUGCAAAUCGAAGCCUACCAAUAUUUUGCACCCCCAGAAAUAAAUUUACAGUUUAUAGCGCAGGUGCAGGCAGGCAAAGAAAAAGUAGAGCAAGCUGCAGAUGCAGGUAUUUAUUGGCACAUCAAUUUCAGUCGUUUUCACCAGGAUUUUCGGGAUUCGUUAAUGAUUGGCGCUAUUGACCGCAAACUAGGUGCCAGCGCUAGCGAAUGCUUCAAAUAUAUGCUGAAGCAAAUGUAUGAGCGAACAGAUCCGUGGCAAAAGGAAUGCUCAAAUCCAUUCACUUUGGCCGAAAUAAAACAAAUGAUUGAGAAGAAGUCAAACAAUUUGGAUUUAAUAAAGCAUUUAGAUCAAUACGUUUCGCUACUAGCUGAUGAUCCAUUAGGAUUUAUACGGAAAAUUGGUGAAAUGGGCGGUGGACAGUAUGUGGUGGAUCUAAGUAAGGCCUUUGAAGAGUUGACGCUUACCUGGUUUGGCCGUGUGAUUACAGAACGAUAUGGAUCAAAGGCUUCACGUAUUUUCCGCAUAAUACACAUGAAAAAAUUCAUAGAGCAGGAAGACUUGCAAAAAGAAGCAAUGAUACCAGCACGAGAGGCAAAACUGUUAUCGUAUUACCUAUUUCAGGAUCAAUUUAUACAAAUGAAAACAAUCAGAAAAGCAGGCGGUGGUGGGAUGGGACCAGCCAAAGCAUAUUUUUUGUUCCACUUCAAGCCCAAACAGAGCGUCCGCAUGAUAUUAAACGUUUGCUACAAAGCUUUAUACAAUACGAUCGAACGCUCUAAUUUUGAAAAGUCUGAACAUAAGAGAUUAAUUGAAAAGUCGCAAAAGUUGGACAGCAUUGUUGCGACAAUGAAAGAGCGUGGUGAAUCUGCGGAAUAUAUAGAAGAAAUACUGGAGACUUUGACGCCACCGGAAAGAGAAAUUCUGGAAAAAGUGAAAUCUCGAAUCAAGACACUUUCAAAAGCGGAACUCACUAUAGAUAGUAGCAUAUUUUUGUUACAAAUGUAUUUAUAUCACUCAAAAGGAUCGACGGUGUUUCCGAGUAAAGACAAAAAAUAAAUACAA
This is a messenger RNA of Rhagoletis zephyria (snowberry fruit fly), 1687 nucleotides long. It is a transcript of the gene Polr3C, whose product is annotated as RNA polymerase III subunit C. The record is from RefSeq and is a predicted model, not a curated record. Gene Ontology annotation, biological process: DNA-templated transcription. Gene Ontology annotation, molecular function: single-stranded DNA binding. NCBI's taxonomy places the organism in Eukaryota, Metazoa, Arthropoda, Insecta, Diptera, Tephritidae. Gene Ontology annotation, cellular component: RNA polymerase III complex.